CAGUGUUUAGUAGACACUAAAUGUCCCGACAAUUGUGUUUGCGAUGGAACUGUUGUCGACUGUUCUAAAAGAGCUCUCAAAGAUAUUCCCAAUGAUAUCCCAACUUUCGCCACAGAAUUGCGAUUAAAUGAUAACAAUAUCUAUAAGAUUCGCAAUACGGGACUAUUCAAGAAGUUGGGUCAUCUCAUCAAAUUAGAUUUGCGGAAUAACGAGAUCGCGGAUAUAGAGGACGGCUCUUUUGUGGGCGCAAACGUGUUGAAUGACUUACUCAUCACUCAGAAUAAGUUGCGACAAAUUAGACCCAAAAUGUUUGCAGGACUUAAAAAUAUGACCAAUUUGUGA
This is a messenger RNA of Medioppia subpectinata, 342 nucleotides long. NCBI's taxonomy places the organism in Eukaryota, Metazoa, Arthropoda, Arachnida, Sarcoptiformes, Oppiidae. The record is from the annotation of a GenBank genome assembly.